Trichoderma citrinoviride is the source of this 2070-nucleotide messenger RNA. RefSeq lists its product as hypothetical. Gene Ontology annotation, cellular component: nucleus. The record is from RefSeq and is a predicted model, not a curated record. The coding region runs from base 1 to 2070 and encodes 689 amino acids. The transcript has 5 exons. Gene Ontology annotation, biological process: DNA-templated transcription; regulation of DNA-templated transcription. Lineage: Eukaryota; Fungi; Ascomycota; Sordariomycetes; Hypocreales; Hypocreaceae. Gene Ontology annotation, molecular function: DNA binding; zinc ion binding; DNA-binding transcription factor activity, RNA polymerase II-specific.
AUGGGGAGCAGCACCACCACCACUGGUGAAGGCACUCGGCAACAGCCUGGACUGGCAUGUGAAGAAUGUCGCAGGCGCAAGGCACGCUGUGACCGGGUCAGACCAAAGUGUGGGAUCUGCGCUGAUUCUGGGAGGAACUGCGUUGUCCUGGACAAGAGAUCUCAGCGAGGCCCAAAGAAGGGCCAGCUGAAAGACUUGCGAUCAAGGUUGAUGCUGCUAGAGCAGCGACUGGUUGGCCAAGAUGAUGCUCUGAAUAUGCAACAGGAGCGCGACAGCCUGAGUUGCCCAACACCAUCCGAGAAAGUGAGCCCGGAGCGCGACUUCGUCUCCUCGAGCGCAAGCACAGACAUUGGGUUGGACACAGCAAUGAGCUCUACUGCCGGGGCAUUUGCGCUCUUUGGCUCAACUUCUGGCUCAGACAAGAUGCCGCCACUUACACCAGACCUCACGACGGCGACAACGGCGGCCUCAAUGGCAUCUUGCAUCUGCAAGGGCUGGCAGACGGAAUCUGGGAUGUUCUCAACAAGUCCUUUUCCGCAAAUUCCCAUUACUCCACAAUCGACGACUGCCCCCAGCCGCAUGUCGUCCAUGUCACUUGCUACCGCGGACCCAGUCAUGCCCGACGUAAGAGUCCACCCCUUUGCGCCCAUGGUCCACAAGCGACGGUAUUAUGCCUGGGCCAGCGACGCAAACGUCUCGCCGGCUCGCACCGCUCUGCGCUCCGCCAUGAGGACCAUUGCCUCGGCCAUGUCGCCCCAGUUCUGCGAUAUAGGACAGGUCAUGUAUGCUUCCACGCGGCGCAUGCUCGAGACGCAGGAUGCAUGCCCAGACACCGGCCUCCCCUGGAUGACGAGACUCAAGCCGCCGCAUGAGCAGCCGAAGAUUGACCACGAGCGCAUACAGGCCUGGCUCCUGCUGGCGUACUACGACGUCUUGCGGAGAUCCGAGCACCAGGCCUUCAUAACUGCCCGGCGAGCAUUUCGCCUUCUCCGCCUCUCUGGCCUGUGCGAGAUGGAUGUGGACGCCUGCAGCGGCGGACAGGGACACGUUGCGACAUGCACUCCGCCCGCCGAGACGUCGUGGAACAUGCAGAUGUGUCCGUCAGAAGGUCAAAUGGAUGAAGUGGGUUUGCAGCAGGAUUGGGUCUCUGUGGAGGAAAAGAGGCGGACUAUCUGGAGUGCCUUUCUCCUCGAUCGACUUUCGACAAUGGUCAACGACCAGCCCACGAUGCUGAUGGAAGAAAUGGUAACAAAACCCUCACACAUGCUCUUCUCAGCUAACUUGCUUGUCAUCAACCAGCUUUACACACGUCUUCCCAUGUCAGAGGUCGAGUUCCAGAGCGGUGCCCAAGAGCCCGUCUCACAAAUGUGCUUCCUAGUCGAGGCAACAGACGGAAACAAAGCCGGUAACGGCAUCAACUCAUCAUUGACUCCAUUUGCCCACUGCGUCGUCGUGGCCAAUCUCUUCGCACGCUGCAUGACACAUUGCAAGCUGGCCAUGCAGUCCCCUCCCUUGUCUGCACCCGAGGCUCAGGACUUUUGGAUACGACAUCAAUGGCUAGCAUCGGCGGCUGCAAACGCGUGCGAGUCUGCGGUGACGCGGUGUGAUCCAAUGCUGGUCUUUACGCGCAUCUUGGCUUUCAGCGCGAGCUUGUCACUGUGCAGUACUGCAAAUGCUACGUCGUGGCAGACGCUGGAUCACCACUUGAUGGCGAUGGCUUGUAAGCCGGCUGCGCAUCAGGCUGCUUCCCAGGUGGUUCGCAUCAUCAAGACGGCUCCUCGGAUUGCAUUCUUCAAGAUGCACCCCUUUUUCCCCAACGCCAUCGCCCUCGUGGCGAGCUUUCUUAAUGCUGACGUGCCUUAUCUACCGUCGACGCGAAGUAGCAAUGCAGUGGACACAGUUCAGGAGAGACAGGAUGCCGUCAACGAACUGCUUGCGGCGCUGCGAAGGUCAAGUCAGGUGAAUAACUUGGCUGCAGAGCUCUUGUGCAAGCUGGAGUUGGACAUUGGACAGACGGCAAGCGAUGGAAGCGUGAGUCAGUUCGACCAGGCUGAUGGUGUGUGGACAUGA